Molecule: messenger RNA, 732 nt
Organism: Zeugodacus cucurbitae (melon fly)
Lineage: Eukaryota; Metazoa; Arthropoda; Insecta; Diptera; Tephritidae
Gene: RpS18
Product: 40S ribosomal protein S18
Exons: 3
Coding region: 116-574 (152 amino acids)
Biological process (GO): translation
Cellular component (GO): cytosol; ribosome; small ribosomal subunit
Molecular function (GO): structural constituent of ribosome; RNA binding
Source: RefSeq, a predicted model, not a curated record
CGAGCGAGUACAACUUUUUACAACAUGGCGUACUCGUUACUUUUAACUGACGUUCCCACCGCUUCCGUCCAUCUGUCUUUUUCGGCUUAAACUCGGUCGCUUAACAAAGGGCAAAAUGUCGCUCGUGAUACCAGAUAAGUUCCAACACAUUCUCCGUAUUAUGAAUACGAACAUCGAUGGCAAACGCAAAGUCGGUAUUGCCAUGACCGCCAUCAAAGGUGUGGGUCGCCGUUACUCCAACAUUGUUUUGAAGAAGGCCGAUGUUGAUCUAACCAAACGCGCUGGUGAAUGCACUGAGGAAGAGGUUGACAAGAUUGUCACCAUCAUCUCCAACCCACUGCAAUACAAAGUGCCCAACUGGUUCCUCAACAGACAAAAGGACAUCAUUGAUGGCAAAUACACCCAAUUGACAUCAUCCAAUUUGGAUUCGAAAUUGCGUGAAGAUUUGGAACGUUUGAAGAAGAUCCGCUCUCAUCGCGGUCUUCGUCACUACUGGGGUCUGCGUGUGCGUGGUCAACACACCAAGACAACCGGUCGUCGUGGUCGCACUGUCGGUGUGUCGAAGAAGAAGUAAACAAUUCUUCGAUUACCAAAAAUGGUUUAUUUUGUUUUAACCUUCCUGCUGGCGCAUGUUUAUUCUUGAAUAUAAAUGUGCUAAUAAGUGAAACUGAAAAUAUAGUUUUUUGAUAUGAAUUCAGUAACGGAUAAUUAAAUGUGAAUAAUUUAAACCAA